Lucilia cuprina (Australian sheep blowfly) is the source of this 1563-nucleotide messenger RNA. RefSeq lists its product as uncharacterized. NCBI's taxonomy places the organism in Eukaryota, Metazoa, Arthropoda, Insecta, Diptera, Calliphoridae. Bases 79 to 1101 code for a protein of 340 amino acids. The transcript has 2 exons. The record is from RefSeq and is a predicted model, not a curated record.
GCAAUAUUUAAUUGGACAUUUUGCCAAACUUUUAUCAGAGACAAUUUUUUUGGAAUAGCAAAACAAAUAAUAAGCACUAUGGAUCGUAUUAUGGCCAUGUCUGAAGCUGCUCUCCUUAAGGAAUAUGAUGAGACAAUGGAGGUUGACACAGCAGCAGCCACGAAUCAACCGGGUUCUACCGACAUGUCGGACGAUGGCGCCACCAGUAUCGCCGCCGUGGAAAACCCACAAGUCUUCGUGGUCCCUGCACCAGAGGUCCCAUUGACCUCCAACGAAAACUCCACUGCUCCUGCAGUGGUUUCAGCUCAAGAGGUACCUUUGACCUCACCUGAGCAACAGUCUGCCCUUAUGGCAAUACCGGCUCCAGAAGCCGCAACUACGCAAAAUCCUGAUCCCGUAUCAGGUGCCACAGGUUCGAAUCCGGUAGCGAAUUCAGUAAGCGAUCGACUAUCGGGUUGUCGAAAAUUUCAAAAUAUGUCUUUAGAGAGGAGAAUUAGGAUGGUGUUAUUACACCAUUGUUGCUCUCGGUGCCUAUCAGCGGAACACAUCUCUCGUGAUUGCACGAGUGAAGGCCAUUGUGGGCAAUGUAAAAGAAAACACCAUUCUAUGCUCCACUCGAAAACUCACGUCGCCGCUAAAUCUAAAAAACGCGCUCGAAACGAAGUUAACCGACCAGACGCCCCUGUGAACUCUUCGCCGUUGCCGUUGCUUCAUGUCGUGACAUUCUCUGUUGGUGCCGACAAAAUAUACCGAGUGAACAUUUGCUCACAAUAUGACUCAACGCAAAAUAUCACGUUUACAGUUAAAGUAAAAAAAAUGAUAGGCAUUCAAACACCGUUGCAAUCUGUAUCUGACUCGGUUAAGAUCCAUUUUCCAGGACUGCAAUUGGCAGAUCCUAGUUUUAAUGUCUCUGGCAAAGUCGCGCUUGUCAUUGGUCCGGAAAUUGCUCCACAGGUUUUAAAGGGAAAAAUUUAUUCGAACCCGGACUUCCAAUGGCUCAACACACCAUUUUUGGUUGGGUCAUUUCUGGCCAAGCCUCUCUUUGAGUGGCCCAGUUCAUGGUCUGAUUUAAAACCAUUCUCCCAUCUUUUGGUCCUAUGACCAAUUUGUUUUUUGAAAAAAAAAAAAAUUAAAUGAAAUAUUAAUUAAAUAAAUGAAAAAAAACCUAUUACUUUAAGCUCUUUAUUUCUUUUACCUCUUAAGUUUAUAUUAUGGUUGCAACGUUCUAUGUUGUUGCAAGGUGGCCGGCAAUGUUUAAGUUCGUUUAAUCUUGAACGUGUAUUUACGUUUUUUUCUUUUGAUUAUUUGAUACUUGUUAGGAUUUAGUAUACAGCCUUUUUUUACACCCUUGGGUGGGGAUAUUUUUCUAAAUUCUAACGAGUAAAACCGCUAACGGUAUCGGCUUAAAUAUUGUUCGCCACUUUCUGCCAAAAAAUAAUAAUUAUUAUUAGCUUCCUAAUCGUCAGCAAAUACGUUUCGUAUAAAUCAUCCACAAACACAAGGUAAUAUUUAAUAAAGAAAUAUUUUUGUUUAAACAAAAUUUUAAAACCACUUGUUGUUUUA